Messenger RNA from Medioppia subpectinata, 402 nucleotides. Lineage: Eukaryota; Metazoa; Arthropoda; Arachnida; Sarcoptiformes; Oppiidae. The record is from the annotation of a GenBank genome assembly.
AUGAUUAACUAUAUUAAACACUACAGUAUUACAGAUACGAGACCUGAGCACUGGUACGCCGACUAUCCCAUAUCAUUAAUAGGCAAACGCCAGUCGCCCAUCAAUAUCGCGACCCACGAGUGUCUGCUAAACAAUAGAGAUCUGGAGCUAAAACCACUGGUCAUUGAAUAUCCGAAACAAUUCUCGGGAUUAGUCCUCAAGAAUCCAAGAGAUGACAAGUUUUACGGCUGGAGAGUAGACGUGUUCAAUGAGAUCGACAGAGCGGUACUGAGUGGUGGACCUCUUGAGCACAACUACCGUUUGGCACAAUUUCACUGCCAUUGGGGAAAGACAUGCAAUUGUGGUUCAGAGCACACCAUCGAUGGCACCUAUUAUUCAGCAGAAGUGAGUCCUCCAUGUCUU